Messenger RNA from Anopheles coustani, 7118 nucleotides. It is a transcript of the gene PMCA, whose product is annotated as plasma membrane calcium-transporting ATPase 2. The record is from RefSeq and is a predicted model, not a curated record. Gene Ontology annotation, molecular function: ATP hydrolysis activity; ATP binding; P-type calcium transporter activity. Gene Ontology annotation, cellular component: membrane; intracellular membrane-bounded organelle. Gene Ontology annotation, biological process: calcium ion transmembrane transport; regulation of cytosolic calcium ion concentration. Bases 1856 to 5464 code for a protein of 1202 amino acids. NCBI's taxonomy places the organism in Eukaryota, Metazoa, Arthropoda, Insecta, Diptera, Culicidae. The transcript has 4 exons.
CUCAAAACGAGUAGUUCAACAGUUCUCGCUGCGGAGGAUUUCGCGGUCUUCAAGCUCGUCGUCAAAAACUAAUUGCUUACAUCGUGUUGUUUAUUUAUUACGAUACUAAUCAAUUUUAGAAAGGUGCCCUGUAACCUAUCGAUGAAAUCCGGCGUUGAAAGACGGCGUUUUCAUUGACUGCGAGUGGUUCGAUUUUUUUUGCUGUAUUGAUUGUUCAUGUAACGCUUCGCCGCUAGUUUGGCAGUUUUCAACCAUCGGUAUUUGGUUAGAAAGUAUAUAUCAGCAUCAACCACCUCGCUUCGCAUUUGACGGCUGCAAAUGAUGCUAAAAGUAACAAACGUGUCCCGUUCAGUGCUGGUGUUGGUUCCGCGGCGGCGUUAGGAAGAAAAUAGCAAGAAAACAAAAACCGGCUGGCGGAUGAUGAUACUGUGUGAAAGUACGCGCACACUUGUCUAAAUAAGACGCCAUCGGGAAUAAUCAGCACGGCAGUGUGAGCUGUGAAAACCUGGGAAAUAAAAGCCAAAAGAGCUGCUGCUUAGAAUAUUAUCCAUUCGUGGUUCACCGCAUGCGGUUCGUCGAUGGCGACGUGUUUACCAGCAUCAACAUCCAGGCAGGCAUCGCUUCGAGUGGUGCAAUUGUGAAAGCAGUGCGACUACGAAGGAGAAGAAAAGUUUGCAGCACACGGUGCUGCGAGUGAAAAAAGAAAGUUUAGCAAUAAAACCCUCCACACCUAACGGUAGUGGUUGGCCACCACCUGGUGUUUCGAGGCCACCGUUUCCUUGGUCGUGCUGAUCGAAGGGACACAGCAGGAGGGCGCAGUUUAUAGGAUUCACCGGACAUACGAUGCGCAUUGCAUAGGAUUGUUCGCUGAGCGCCGUUAACUAUAGUUGCAACUAAUGAAUUCUAGUCUGAGUUGAAUGUUUUCCUGCUAACACAACGCACCGAAACACUGGAGUCACCGUUAGUGACGGAUUAGCAAGAGUUUACCUUGCGAUGCAUCAUCAACCGUAGCGACUAUAUACCCUACGUGUGUGUGUGUGUGUGCGCGUUUCUAAAUCAUUAUUCAUAUCCCUGGCCGGUGGCUCUUCAGUACUCUGGCAGUAUUUGUCGCACGAUGAUGCUGAGCCUGCACGGUACGACGACGACGCUGACGACAGCACUACUGGCAUGCCAUAGGUUCUGGUGACACGAGCUUCUCGUUUGCGGCACGACGACGAAAACGACGACGACCACGACGACGACGACGCCGUUCGUGGCACGCGGCGCCAACGUGUCCUCCUCGAGUGUUGUGUGCCGUUUCCGGUAACCCCACGAGAAGCAGAUAAACGGAGGAAGUGAAGCAAACGAACAAAGGACGACCAGUGCGCACGACGCGACACGGCUCUAAGGAGUACGGGAGAGGGGACAUUCGGUGUGCGUGUGUGCGUGUGUGUAAGUUUGUAAGUGUCCGAGUGUAUUCCCCGGGUGCGUUUGAGUUGAGUUCUCAACGGUAGUACACGUCACGGAGGAGAACGGUUGUUUUGGGUUGAGUUUGUUUCGUGUUCGCUUGCAGAAACAGGAAAAAGGGAAAAGUGUGUGGUGGUAAACCACUUCCUACUGCGGUCUCUGUAGUGCAUACAUCUGAGAGAGAGAGAGAGAGACAGGUGUUUUUUUUGGGUGGUGACCAAAAAUCCUUAUACCUGAAUCUCAUACCUCGCUCGCGUCCUGUUGUGUAAGCGAGGGAGAUUUGUUUGAUUUGUUUCCGGAGGGGUUUUAGUUUCCGCUUCCGGAGUGUGUGUGUGUGAGUGAGUGCAGGCGGGCGGGCUGCACUGACCGACGAACGAGAGGAAGAGCUAGAAGCAAAAAAGGCUACAAGAUGGCGACCAUCGAUGGACGACCGGCCCAGUACCAGAUCACGCAGAAGAACCUGCGGGAGAUCAUGGAGCACCGGGGCCGGGAGGCGGUAGCGAAGGUGACCGAGUACGGCGGCGUCAAUGACAUCUGCCGGAAGCUGUACACCUCGCCGAACGAGGGCCUGAGCGGCUCGCAGGCGGACAUCGACCAUCGGCGGGAAACGUUCGGCUCGAACGUGAUCCCCCCGAAGCCGCCCAAGUCCUUCCUGACGCUGGUGUGGGAGGCGCUGCAGGACGUGACGCUCAUUAUCCUCGAGAUAGCGGCCGUCAUCUCCCUACUGCUCUCGUUCUACCAGCCGGCGGACGAGGAGGAGCCCCUGCUGGUCGAGGAGGAGGAGCACUACUCGUGGAUCGAGGGCCUGGCCAUCCUGGUGUCGGUGUUCGUGGUGGUCGUGGUGACCGCGUUCAACGACUACUCCAAGGAGAAGCAGUUCCGGGGGCUGCAGUCGCGGAUUGAGGGCGAGCACAAGUUCGCCGUCAUCCGGGGCGGCGACCCGGUGCAGAUUAACAUCGGAGACAUCGUGGUCGGUGACAUCUGCCAGAUCAAGUACGGCGAUCUGCUGCCGGCGGACGGUAUCCUCAUCCAGAGCAACGACCUGAAGGUCGACGAGUCGUCGCUGACGGGCGAGUCGGAUCACGUGAAGAAGACGGAAUCGACCGAUCCGAUCGUGCUGUCGGGCACGCACGUGAUGGAGGGCAGCGGCAAGAUGGUGGUGACGGCCGUCGGUGUCAACUCGCAGGCCGGUAUCAUCUUCACGCUGCUCGGUGCGGCCGUCGACGAGCACGAGGCCGCGGCCAAGCAGAAGAAGAAGGAGGCGAAGAAGGCGAAGAAGACGGCGAAGGACGAGAUCACGAACAACAGCCACGGGCAUCCGGGCGGGCUGAAGAGCCAGACGACGGUGGAUUCGAUCACAUCGGACGACGCGGAGGAGGGCGCCAAGAGCAGUGGCGGCGGCGGGGGCCACGGGGCCAAGGAAAAGUCGGUGCUGCAGGCGAAGCUGACCAAGCUGGCCAUUCAGAUCGGGUACGCCGGUUCGACGAUCGCGGUACUGACGGUGAUCAUCCUGAUCAUUCAGUUCUGCAUCCAAACGUUCGUGAUCGAGCAGCGCCAGUGGCGUAACUCGUACGCCAACAACCUGGUGAAGCACUUCAUCAUCGGUGUGACGGUGCUGGUGGUGGCGGUACCGGAAGGGUUGCCACUCGCCGUCACCCUGUCGCUCGCGUACUCGGUGAAGAAAAUGAUGAAGGACAACAAUCUGGUGCGGCAUCUGGACGCGUGCGAGACGAUGGGCAAUGCGACGGCCAUCUGCUCGGACAAGACCGGCACACUGACGACGAACCGGAUGACGGUGGUGCAGUCGUACAUCUGCGAGAAGCUGUGCAUGGUGACGCCCCGCUUCUCCGAUAUUCCGCGCGUGGUAGGGGACGCACUGGUCGAGGGUAUUGCGCUGAAUUCGGCGUACACGUCGGGUCUGAUGCCGGGCCAGAACCCGGGCGACCCGCUGCAGCAGGUGGGCAACAAGACGGAGUGCGCCCUGCUCGGGUUCGUGAACGGGCUGGGCAAGAACUAUCAGACGAUCCGCGAUAGCCACCCGGAGGACUCGUUCACGCGCGUCUACACCUUCAACUCGGUGCGCAAGUCGAUGAGCACGGUGGUGCCGAAGCAGGGCGGUGGCGGUGGCUACCGGGUGUUCAGCAAGGGCGCCUCGGAGAUCAUCCUGAAGAAAUGUGCCUUCAUCUACGGGCAGGACGGCGUGCUGGAGAAGUUCACGCGCGACAUGCAGGAGCGCCUGCUGCAUCAGGUGAUCGAACCGAUGGCGUGCGACGGGCUGCGCACGAUCUGCAUCGCGUACCGGGACUUCGUGCCCGGCAAGCCGGCCAUCAACGAGGUGCACUACGACUCGGAGCCGAACUGGGACGACGAGGAGAACAUCAUCAGCAAUCUGACGUGCCUGUGCGUGGUCGGCAUCGAGGAUCCGGUCCGGCCGGAGGUCCCGGAGGCCAUUCGCAAGUGCCAGCGGGCCGGUAUUACCGUGCGCAUGGUCACCGGCGACAACAUCAACACGGCGCGCUCGAUCGCGACCAAGUGCGGCAUCCUGCGGCCACAGGACGAUUUCCUCAUCCUCGAGGGUAAGGAGUUUAACCGGCGCAUCCGGGACAGCAACGGUGACAUCCAGCAGCACCUGCUGGACAAGGUGUGGCCGAAGCUGCGCGUACUCGCCCGCUCCUCCCCCACGGACAAGUACAACCUGGUGAAGGGCAUCAUCGAUAGUAAGAUCUCGGUGAGCCGGGAGGUGGUCGCGGUCACCGGUGACGGCACGAACGAUGGUCCGGCGCUCAAGAAGGCGGACGUCGGUUUCGCCAUGGGUAUCGCCGGUACGGACGUGGCGAAGGAGGCGUCCGACAUCAUCCUGACGGACGACAACUUCAGCAGCAUCGUGAAGGCGGUCAUGUGGGGUCGCAACGUGUACGACUCGAUCGCCAAAUUCCUGCAGUUCCAGCUGACGGUGAACGUGGUGGCGGUCAUUGUGGCGUUCAUCGGUGCGUGCGCCGUGCAGGACUCGCCGCUCAAGGCGGUGCAGAUGCUGUGGAUGAACCUGAUCAUGGACACGCUGGCAUCGCUCGCGCUCGCCACCGAAAUGCCGACGCCGGACCUGCUGCUGCGCAAGCCGUACGGACGCACCAAGCCGCUCAUCUCGCGCACCAUGAUGAAGAACAUCCUCGGCCAGGCGGUUUACCAGCUGUUCAUCGUGUUCGGGCUGCUGUUCGUCGGCGACCGGCUGCUGGACAUCGAGUCGGGCCGCGGCCAGCCGCUCAACUCCGAGGCGACGCAGCACUUUACCAUCAUCUUCAACGUGUUCGUCUUCAUGACGCUGUUCAACGAGCUGAACGCGCGCAAGAUCCACGGCCAGCGGAACAUCUUCCAGGGCCUGUUCACCAAUCCGAUCUUCUACUCGAUCUGGAUCGUGACGCUCAUCUCGCAGGUGUUCAUCAUCCAGUUCGGCAAGGUCGCGUUCUCGACCAAGGCGCUCAACAUGGAGCAGUGGCUGUGGAGCGUCUUCUUCGGGCUCGGCACGCUGAUCUGGGCGCAGAUCGUAACGAGCAUACCGACGCGCAAGAUGCCGAAAACGAUGGCCUGGGGCCGCGGCCACCCGGAGGCCGAGUACACCGAGGCGAUCCGGCUCGGCGAGGAGCGCUACGAAACGAUGGACAAUGACAAGAAACCCCGUGCAGGUCAGAUAUUAUGGAUCCGCGGCCUUACCCGGCUGCAGACCCAGCUUCGUGUUGUACGUGCAUUUCGAUCCACAUUAGAAGAUUUAGAGGAACGCCGUUCCAUUCAUAGCUUACAUAGUCUUAGAAGUUCACGCAGUCAUCCCGGAGGCAUGAGCACGAGUGGUACAAUGACUAGUCAAGGUCUCUCAAAUCUCUUAUAUCCACCAGGUUCCAACAUCCAAACCGGCCGGCUUAUAGGUACUAAUGUUGGCGAUCUUAAGUAUAUUGAUGAAGAUCAAAGACUUCAUAAUAAUCAGCAUAUUAUAGGUAUAAACAAUAAAGUAGAAUACAGUAUCUAAAAACCAAUUCAAGCAAAACAAAACAAACAAAUAAAAACAACCAACACACACUCACACACACACCGAGACGAAACAUAGCGACACCCCAAGGGAACAACAUUACAAGCGACAUGUUAAAACAUACAAAACACACACUUUUCUCAUUCUUUACAUCUACUGAAACAUACACAAACACACACAUAGAACCAGACAUUUAUCAUUAUCCUUAUCAUUGUACGUAUGAACACGAACUACUUCAAUGACAUAAUAAAACAACAAAACAAAUAGAAGAUCGAAAACGAAACGAAAUUUAAAGAAACAAAAGCGCGCAAAAUUCGUAGACGAUGCAAGCAGUUUAACGUAACGUUUUUCAAGUAGGAAAAAUAACCGGAGAAGAACUGAGAGAAGAAAUGUCCGUCUGUUUUGCGUUCGUUCCUUCGGUUAGUUUCCAUUGUUCGUUUUGUUUCCUCACUCUCCCCCAUGUGUAUAAUUUGAACAUUUGUGUUUUUUCAAAUCAAACAUCCGCAAACAUCGUGGCGGAAUCGUUUGUGUUGUGCUGUGGUACUCUACUCACUGAGGGAACAAAAAUUUACUCACUCUACAACAAACCCAAUAUUACCACCACCACCACCACUGUGCCCUUAAACUACCUUUAUGGUUGUUUUCGAAGUUUUUCAUUCUGUACCGGUGACCGGUGAGUCAACGAUUGUACUAGGGAGCCUUACUUUAAUCCCUUUUUGCAUACACACGCAAGAGACCCACAGACAAGAGACAUACACACGGGACAAAUACGAGACCGGAGUGAAUGGAAAUCAGUUAAUAGAGUGCGAUGAACAUUAAAGGAAGGCUAGGAGGAGAGGAGAGAACAAUACAUUGUUCGAGACGAUUGACGAAAACGAAAAUCAGAGAUGAAAACAACGUAAAUGACCUUUGCGAUAGCGUCGAUAAGCAUUAAAAUGACCAAUUGAUGGUACGUUUUUCAUGUUUGUUAGGAUAGAUAGCAGAAAACAAGGAUUCAACCUCAUACGGUAGGAUAAAGAGAUCACAACAUAUUUCUUGUUAUGUUCAAUCAGUUUUCUAUUGGCGUCGCGCAUGCUCUUCAGCCUGCGCGCCCAUCCUUUUCUUCUAUUUGCGCUAAUGCAUAACGUACUUUAAUAAUGUUAAAAUCAUACCACAGUGUCCUUACGAUCACUGGGAGUAGGAGGGAAAAUGUGGAACGUACUAUUGGUUUGUUCCUCUCUGCCCUUGUAUAAUUUAGUACACCAUCAUGGAGGCGCCUGGUCGUUCAUUCGCGAGGCGCCCGAGUGAUGGUGAAGCCAAUACGAGUUACUUAAAAGGAAUUGUGCAGCAGCGCGAAAAGAAACACCUCAGUAGAGUCGAGGGUGUGAGGUUAGUUAUCGUAAUAGUAGAUGUAGGUUAGUAAUCGGUAGCGCAGCGAUAUUGCAGAACCACGGUUACGCGUUACGCGGAUACGCAGGACAACAAGUGCAGGGUUAUAUCAGAUGCCAAUACUUAGGCCGGGCACUAUUUAAUAUAUAUACAUAGAAACAAACAAGCGGAACGAUUAAGUCGAUACACUAACGCAUACUAGUACUAAUAUACAAUAAAUAGGAACGUAAGAGAGCCGUCUUCACCUGUUACUUUGAACCAUCGAGACAUACAUACAUGCAUACCU